Molecule: messenger RNA, 2074 nt
Organism: Octopus sinensis (East Asian common octopus)
Lineage: Eukaryota; Metazoa; Mollusca; Cephalopoda; Octopoda; Octopodidae
Product: zinc finger protein 728-like
Exons: 2
Coding region: 269-1978 (569 amino acids)
Cellular component (GO): nucleus
Source: RefSeq, a predicted model, not a curated record
AUUCGCAUAACACUGCCAUCUUUGUUUCUCACAAAACAUUGACUGAAGCCAAGUCGUCUUGGCGGGAGAUAAAAUUAUUUAGCAGCAGUUGUGUAUGAAUGAUAUUAACAAUGCGUAGUUAUUGUGGAGAAGCAAAAUAUUAAGGACAUAUUUCCAUUUGAAAGAUUUUCUGCAGAGGAUACUGCCAAUCUGCUGUGUUUGGGUAGAGAGAUUUAUUAACCAAUGUUUUCAGAAUGAGAAAAUAAAAUUGCAAAAUUUAACUGAGAGAAUGUAUCAGAAAGGGAGCAAACCUUACAAAUGUGAUAUUUGUGGCAAAGAUCUUACUACAAAAUCUAAUUUAGCUAUUCAUAGGCGCACUCAUACAGGGGAAAAGCCAUACCGCUGUGAAGUAUGUGAGAGGGCAUUCUCUGUAAAAGGAAAUUUAAGAGAACACAAACGUACACAUACAGGAGAGAAACCAUUUCACUGUGAAAUAUGUGGAAAAUCAUUUUCUGAUAAAGGUUACAUAAAGAUUCACAAACGUACACACACUGGAGAGAAACCAUACCACUGUGAAAUCUGUGGCAAAGCAUUUUCACAGUUUCAUAAUGUGAGAAGUCAUCAACUUAUUCACACUGGAGAAAAGCGAUUCAAUUGUGAAAUCUGUGGCAAGCCAUUUUCUCGACUUGGUAAUUUAAAAAGGCAUAAACGUACCCAUACUGGGGAGAAGCCAUACAGGUGUGAUGAUUGUGGGAAAGCUUUUUCUAAUUUGAGUGAAUGUGAAACACACAGAGGUGUACACUCAAAACCUUACCACUGUGAAAUCUGUGAUAAAGCAUUUUCUGUAAAAGUGUCUUUAACAAUACACAAACGUGUUCACACUGGAGAGAAACCAUAUCAUUGUGAAGUAUGUGGGAAAGGAUUUACAAGUAGUGGUACCUUAAUAAGGCAUAAACGUACUCACACAGGGGAAAAACGACACCACUGUGAAAUCUGUGGGAAAUCAUUUACUGAAAAAUUUAUUUUAACAUUACACAAACGAAUUCACACAGGAGAGAAACCAUAUCACUGUGAGGUUUGCGGAAAAGACUUUUCUGAUAGGUGCAGCUUAAAGAAACACAAUCGUAUUCAUACUGGAGAAAAACCACAUCACUGUGAAAUCUGUGGCAAAGCAUUUUCUCAAAAUGGGACUUUAAAAAGACACAGACGUAUUCACACAGGAGAGAAACCAUAUCGCUGUUUAAUAUGUGGAAAAAAAUUUUCACUGAAGCCAAACUUAACAGCUCAUACCCGUCUUCAUACUGGGGAAAAGCCACACUACUGUGAAAUCUGUGGAAAAGCAUUUUCUGAAAAAUCUGUCCUAUUAGUUCAUAAACGCACUCAUACUGGAGAAAAACCAUAUCAGUGUGAGGUUUGUGGGAAGAAAUUUGCCAAUACUGGCAGCUUGAAUGUACAUAAACGUACACACACUGGAGAGAAAUCACACCACUGUGAAAUCUGUGGCAAAACAUUUUCUGUAAAUGAUCAGUUAAAAAGACACAGACGUAUUCACACAGGAGAGAAACCAUAUCGCUGUUUAAUAUGUGGAAAAAAAUUUUCACUUCAGCCCAACUUAACAGUUCAUACCCGUCGUCAUACCGGGGAAAAGCCACACUACUGUGAAAUCUGUGGCAAAGCAUUUUCUGAAAAAUCUGUCCUAUUAGUUCAUAAACGCACUCAUACUGGAGAAAAACCAUAUCAGUGUGAAGUUUGUGGGAAGAAAUUUUCCAGUCAUGGCAACUUUAACGGACAUAAACGUACACACACUGGAGAGAAACCUCACCACUGUGAAAUCUGUGGCAAAGCAUUUUCUAACUUGAGAUGUUUAAUAAGACACAAGCGUAUUCAUACUGGGGAAAAACCAUACAGCUGUGUUAUUUGUGGGAAAUCAUUUAAUCGCAGUGAUUAUAUAUCAACUCAUAAAUGUACUUUUAAUGAUGGAGAUAAACCUUACCACUGACUUUUGUAGGAAAGUAUAGUAUAAAACCAUUUUGUUGUGAUAUUUGCAUUAAAGAAUUUAUGUAUAUGAAUGUUAUUAAAUUGCUAUAAAUGUUUA